AUGAAAGCGGACACAAAUGGGCUCCCAUUAAGGUCAACUGAAGUAAGGGUGAAGUUUUGUAUGUUACACUUAUUGAAACAGUCCAAAUGUCGUUUCGAGCUUAUAAAAUCAAUAAAAAUUUUAGUCUUGCGAUGUUUUAUCGAAUUCUCGCAAGAUAUUAAACAAAAUGCGUUGAGCAAAAGCACAAAUUUUCAAUGAAACUGUUGUAACUACAAUAUCUUACUUCUUCUAUAUUAAACAGCUCACGGAACUCAUUGAUUUGAGCACGGUACAAGUUUAAAAUUUCAUAAAACAGUUUUACUGAUUAAGCCAAUCUUUCGGAUAAGAAGACCGAAACAAUUAAUAUAAUUUUAACUUUAUUUUUUGCGUUGUACUUUACAAAAUAGUAUUCAAAAAUUGGCCAAGUUUCACUCUUUUUAAUUUCAAUGUGGGUCAAGUCGGGCCUUCGAUGUAAAAUUUCUAAAAAUCAGGAAAACCGAGAAAACAGAAAGAUAAUUUUUGAAAAGGAGUUUGUUCAGGGACCCUCUACUGCCGAUCUCCGGCAGAAUAUGGCUCAUCUGACGUUGCUGGAAAAACAGAAGACAUUCACUCCCACUUACAUGCAGGAAAAAGACGCGGUUAUUCAGGUAACACUUCUUUUUCUUUCCCCGGUCGAUUUGCCACAUUUUUUCUGCUGAAAUUGGGGUAUAAUAUGUUUUACUCCUGAAAAACUAUACGGGAAUAAGAUAUUAUUUUAGUUUGAAGGUAUAAGGGGCAAAAGAUAAUUUAAUUAGAGAGAUUUUAUUUACAACCAAGUGUAGAUGGGGUACAAUUAUUUGUAAAUGAUAUAAAACCUAGCCUUAAUGAAGUAUAACUCAAUUUAUAUGAUAAUAAGCGAGUUAUAUUGAAAUUGGUUCUAAUAUUAUACUUUUCAGCAGUUUUCUGGUUGGUUAGAGCAUGAACAAACAGAUUUUAUAAAGACAGUCCUCCAGAAAAUGUGUCAUCAUCAACACGGUCAGAUCGAUCAGUUUCUUCAACCGAUGUUGAAAAGGGACUUUAUUAGUCUUCUGCCAGGUAAGAGGUUUUUUAUUUUGUUUUUGAUUUAGGUAAUCUGAAAGAGAGGUUUUUAUGGCUUUUAUGAUUAAUAUGGUCCUAUAAAUGUCGAAAAAGUGAAUCUCACAAUUAGACGAGAGAAAGUAUUGUCUUGCUCUAGCUAUGGUCUGAGGGGAAUAUCGAUUAGCUAUCAUAAUACGCGAAUUUGUGUAUAACUAUAUUGUUCUUGCUUUAGAUGGGCUUGAAGAGAAUGUUUUAUCUCAUUUGGAUGCCAAAAGUCUCGUAGCAAGUGCUGCCGUCAGUAGAACCUGGAGGAACAAGAUCGCUAACUGUAUGUUAUGGAGAAAGCUGAUCGAACGUCGUGUCAGAACAGAUUCAGUUUGGAGGGGAUUGAGUGAUAAGAGAGGAUGGUGAGUGUUUUAUUUUCAGUUGUAUUAUUACAUAUAGGCACAGUGGGUGUCGUUAUUGUAAAGUAUGUUAUUAUGUUCGACUUUAACUUUUUUUAAGGUACUUUUAAAUGUUUUAUCUUCUAGUUUUGACUAAUUUCAGGAGAAAAUACUUGUUCAUACCCAAAGAACAGGCAGCAAUCCAAAUAGCCAUGAGCCAAGGGUGGAAUCGUCCAGAAGCCGAAGAGUUUGUUCAGACACAACUAGACAUGCUCAAUUACUUACACGACUUUUACUGGCAUUUAUACCGCAACAUCAACAAGGAUAUCGCUCAGAUCGAAGAGAACUGGAGGACGGGCAAACACAAGCUUCAACGAAUCAAUUGUGAAUCAGAAAACAACAGGGGUAGGUCUUAUAUUGUAGUGUAUUGUUUUAGGUAACGCUUCUGCAACUUAUUGACAAAAUCAAAUGUUAUUUUUUACUAUUUUAUAUGGGGAUAUUGACUAUAGCCUCUGUUUGGUGGUUUUUGAAGAUUUAUUAAUGCAUGUUUUAGGUGUUUACUGCUUGCAAUACGAUGACGAGAAGAUUAUUUCGGGUCUACGAGACAACACCAUCAAAGUAUGGAGAAGAUCAGAUCUUCAAUGCGUUCAGACGUUAGUUGGUCAUACCGGUUCGGUGCUGUGUCUUCAGUAUGAUGAAAGGAUAAUCGCUAGUGGAAGCAGCGAUUCUACUGUUAGGUACGGUUAUCUGACCAAUUUUAUAAGAUGUUCUAUUAGUUUAUAUUAGAUUGAUUAUAAUAUGGAAACUACAGGUGUAAAUGAAGCUUUGAAUGAACUUGAUAAUUUUAGGAUAUGGGACGUUAACACUGGCCAGUCUCUGAAUACCUUGAUCCACCACUGCGAAGCCGUGCUUCAUCUUCGCUUCCAAAACGGAAUGUUGGUCACUUGUUCUAAAGAUCGGUCGAUUGCCGUCUGGAACAUGAACUCUCCAACUGAAAUCGACCUUCGUCGUGUUUUGGUUGGACAUCGAGCUGCCGUGAACGUGGUGGACUUCGAUCAGACGUACAUCGUGUCAGCCAGCGGAGACAGAACGAUCAAGGUAUGGAGCGCUGACACUUGCGAGUUUGUCAGGACUUUGAGUGGCCACAGACGGGGAAUCGCUUGUCUGCAGUACAGAGAUCGACUGGUCGUUAGUGGAUCCAGCGACAAUUCCAUCAGGUAUGUAAUUGUAUUUAGUUUAUUGGCUUUGAGUCUUUUCUAUGCUGUAAUAGUAAUACUAUUUAUCUAUUUUGAUUAAGAAAUGACGUAAAAAUGUUGUUGUAGAUUGUGGGACAUUGACGGGGGAAACUGCUUGAGGGUAUUGGAAGGUCAUGAAGAACUGGUGCGAUGUAUUCGGUUUGAUUCGAGGAGAAUUGUGUCGGGAGCGUAUGAUGGGAAGUUGAAAGUCUGGGAUUUGACUGCAGCCUUGGACCUGCGAUAUCAAAGUAGUGCUAUUUGUCUGAACACAUUAUCAGUAAGUUAAAUGAACUACAUAUAGCUAAAUUAAUGGUUUUCGCACAUUGGAAUCCAGCAGAACCUAAUUAUACCUCAACUUUCAGGAACAUACGGGUCGAGUGUUCAGACUCCAGUUUGACGACUUCCAGAUCGUGAGCUCAUCUCACGACGACACCAUUCUCAUUUGGGACUUCUUGAACGUUGGUAACGGUCUCCGAUGCAACGCUCCGUUCCGCACUGUGAACGGACCAUUCCAGAACGCUGCGGAUGCGGCACAGCGCGUGGCUGUCCCUGACACUGAUACUAGUCGACCGGUCGAAGGCGGAGACCGUCCUCCUCUCAACAUGGUCAACGAUCAGAUGGAUGUCGACGAGGACGAUGACGAAGAUCGCCCUGGGCAACCAUCCGAUUCAGAAUCCGACGACGACGAGCUCCACGCCGUUCCUCCAGAAUAA
Bursaphelenchus okinawaensis is the source of this 3366-nucleotide messenger RNA. Lineage: Eukaryota; Metazoa; Nematoda; Chromadorea; Rhabditida; Aphelenchoididae. The record is from the annotation of a GenBank genome assembly.